This is a messenger RNA of Aureobasidium subglaciale EXF-2481, 2220 nucleotides long. RefSeq lists its product as uncharacterized. NCBI's taxonomy places the organism in Eukaryota, Fungi, Ascomycota, Dothideomycetes, Dothideales, Saccotheciaceae. The coding region runs from base 390 to 2168 and encodes 592 amino acids. The transcript has a single exon. The record is from RefSeq and is a predicted model, not a curated record.
ACGGGAUCAUAAUUUGGCCAACGAGCGCAGGGUGUAGAAGUAUGGAAAGUGCGCAAAUCAAUCAGCGUGCCGCGGGCUUGAGUCGCACAGAUCAAGCUUCACCGCGGCUGAGAGAGGGCACGGCGCAACAGGCAAAUCUCUGUCCACAUUAUUCAUAGCACGAGAGUUCCAUUGGGCAGGCCACAUCUUGGCGAUACGCGAUACUGAGGAAGACAGAAAAGAGGAAGUAGUGCUCUUUGUAACACCUUGUCUGGAAGGUCUGACGCCACCGGAUCCGGCGAAGUAAGUCACACAAAAACCUUUGUUCUGAGCCAGCUACCGAGGGUCUAUAUCCCUUCGAACCCCCGAGUAGGUUGACUUUCAUCUUCAAUAAUCCAGACUUAUCGACAAUGGCGGGCAAGAAGCAGAAAGCUAUCGAAGCCGCGAAGGCUACCAAGUCUAAUACCACUGUCGCAUCGAAGAAGAUACAGAAGAAGCCGAAACAACAAAAUGCAGUAUCCCUUCGCCGUUCAACCCGGCUAGCUACUUCAUCAGAUCAAGAGAGUGUGAAUCCGAAGGGCCAAGGUCUAAAGUCCACUUCCAGUCCUGCGAAAGGACUUGACAACGAAGAAGAGGAAGGGAUCGCUGAGCUGAAGGCACACAAAUUUCCUACAAAGAGUGUUCCAAUCACACACGUGCUCGCAAAGGAACCAGAGCGCGGUGAGUCGUUCUGGAAGUCUGCAUUUGCUAGAAUCGGACUCAAAAUUGGCCACCACGGCUCUUAUUUGUUUACUCGACAGGGUGAUAGCUACUCUCUGACCUGGAGACUGCCCAUGAAAUCAAGGGGAAACUGGCAUGCAAACAUUCGCAACAGCCCUCUGGCCGCUUUUGCGGAUGCAGUUGGAGCACAAGAGGCGCCUCUACCCCCGACAUACAUGUUUUUGCCACGCGGGGCUGGUUGGAUGACUGCCACAAAGAUUGCUGAGAAGACUUCGCCUGUCGAGUCUUCUUCUUCUUUGUCGGGCUCAACUUUGGUUCCUAGCUCUUCCUCUAUAUCGCCGAAGACACUUGUCGGUUCCUUCACUCGAUCAAAGAUCUUGUCUGGUUCUUCGUCUUCGUCCAAGAAGCUCCUUAGCCCUUUCUCAACAGAUAUGCUAUCUAGCUCUUCGUCGAAGACGUACUCGCCGUUCUCUUUUUCCUCAAACCCACUUCUUGGCUCCCCAUCAUCAUCCAAGUCGCUCGCUAAUCCGUCUUCAUCGUCACGAACAGCUUCCAGGGCUGUUAAGGACAUCCAGCCAUCCGGAGGCGACCCCACUCCAUCCACUCCCCGUGGUCGCUUCCGCAAUAAAGCUACUUUCGUAAAGCGUCACGACGAAGAAGUCACUUGUCUUACUGCACCUGAAUCCGAUGGUAAGCCCAGAUUUGGUGAAACCGGAAGUGUGAAAGUGGCUACAAAACUUUCUGAGCACCCCACUACCGGCGGCCUCUCUGGCGGCAAAGGGUCCAAGAAGCGCCAAAACGAAGAGUUCGAGUCUCACGAUACCCACUCCGGGCGAUGUCCCUUCGUAUUUGGCGAGAAGUGUAUUCAUCGUGAUCCCAAGAAAAGGGAAUCCGCAAGAAACCAUCAUACAAACCCAACCCCUGGGCUGAACUUCAGCCUCAUUCCUGGGCUUCCCUUCAGUGACCCUUAUCUCGCCAAGUUCUAUGCUGAAGGGUUUGCUCGUCACGCUGCACGCUUAGAGCAAGCACACAAUGAAGUGUUUAGUCAGAGCAAAGAUGAUGAUCCACAGAGGGUAAAGUCAACCAAAGGCGGCUCCCCAUCUAGUAAGAACAAGAAUGACGAACCAGCAAUAGCAAAGUCAGGCAGAGGCGGCUACUCGACUGGAGAGGAGUUCACGUUUAACAACCACAGUGCGACCUCAAACGGUGUAAAGUUCAAGAAGCCUUACGAUAAAAAAGUUGCCCGCCACGCAGCAUCUUUUGGCAAAUACACAGAAUCACUAGACGAUCUCGUUACUUAUUUAGAUACAAUUCCUGCUCAAGCUUCGACGGCAUCGUUUGUGGAUCAGGGAAGACCGACUUAUGCACCUAGAGCGACUAGACGUACGGCUUCUGCCAUGAACAGUCCUUCGAACUUUGUUUACACGACAAAGUGGUAUAGCAAUCCUAAUGAGAUUUCACUUGAGUAGGUCAAGGUGUAGGAAUAGGCAAGAGGGCAAAAUUUGUAUUUAGAGUGAGGAA